Molecule: messenger RNA, 1861 nt
Organism: Octodon degus (degu)
Lineage: Eukaryota; Metazoa; Chordata; Mammalia; Rodentia; Octodontidae
Gene: Pmp22
Product: peripheral myelin protein 22
Exons: 5
Coding region: 235-714 (159 amino acids)
Cellular component (GO): plasma membrane
Source: RefSeq, a predicted model, not a curated record
GGGACACACCCUACUGCCGCGACGCAAACAGGGCGUUGUUCCCGUUAAAGGGGAACGCCGGGAGCCUCCCACUGCCCCCUUGCUUUGCGCGCCCGCAGCCCCGCAGUGCAGCUGUCUUUGGGGACUCCAGCAAUCCAGGGACCGCACCGAGUUUGUGCCACCGGCCAACUUGAUCCAGAGCAACUAUUCCUUGGGGCUCAAGAGGAACUCCGCUGAGCACGUCUCGCUGCCACGAUGCUCCUCCUGUUGCUGGGAAUCAUUGUCCUGCACGUCGCAGUGCUAGUGUUGCUGUUCGUCUCCACGAUCGUCAGCCAAUGGAUUGUGGGCAAUGGACACUCAACUGAUCUCUGGCAGAACUGUAGCACUACCUCUGGAAACAUACAGCAUUGUUCCUUAUCGUCGGUAAAUGAAUGGCUGCAGUCUGUCCAGGCCACCAUGAUCCUGUCCGUCAUUUUCAGCGUCCUCUCUCUGUUCCUGUUCUUCUGCCAGCUUUUCACCCUCACCAAGGGAGGCCGCUUUUACAUCACUGGAAUCUUCCAAAUCCUUGCUGGUCUAUGCGUGAUGAGCGCAGCAGCCAUCUACACGGUGCGGCACCCUGAGUGGCAUUCCAACUCCGACUACUCCUACGGCUUCGCCUACAUCUUGGCCUGGGUGGCCUUCCCCCUGGCCCUUCUCAGUGGUGUUAUCUAUGUGAUCUUGCGGAAACGUGAAUGAGGUGCCCUGACUGUCUGUCUGAGGCUCUGAGCGUAUACAGGGGAGGGAGGAAGGAAACAAGAAAACAAGAAAAACAAAAGCCAACAAAAAGAGCUAGCCAAAUGCCCAAACUCCAGCCAAGCCAAACAGAAAGCAGUUGAGGGGGGGUUGCUGUUGAUUGAAGAUGUAUAUAAUAUCUAUGGUUUAUAAACCUAUUUAUAACACUUUUUACAUAUAUGUACAUAGUAUCGUUUGCUUUUUAUGUUGACCGUCAGCCUCGUGUUGAACCUUAAAGAAGUAGCUAAGGAACUUUACAUCCUAACAGUAUAAUCAAGCUCAGUGUUUUUGUUUAGUUUCUUGGUCUUUAGUUUUUCUCCAAAAUAAAAUAACUUGAUAUACAGCCCCUUCCCCUUCAUUUGAAAUCAGAUACCUCCCUCCCAAUCCACUUCAUAGAAAACCAAAGUGUGGGGAUAAACCCCUAGUGGCUAAAAGCCCUUAGACUGUGGGCGACUCAGUGUGUCCACCAGAAGCAUCCACUGCCUGAACCUCUGUGUGAAGCUUAGGCAAGCACAGCUAAAAUGCCCAGACUGGAGCCCUCAGCAAAAACAUGGUUGUGGCUUUGGAAAACUUGCCCUUGCAGGUAGAGGAUCUCGGUCACUUGUCUAAAUGAAAAAUCAGUGACAGCAAAUCUGUGAAAUGGUGCUAUGGAUUUACCAUUCCUUAUAUUAUCACUAAUCAUCUAAAUGACUCACUGGAAAUUCAAUUAACAAUUUUAUGCCAUAAAGUAGAAUGGAGACCUAGAUAAUUUUUGUGUAAUAUAAAUGGUUAAUAACCGCUUUUGUACCUAGCUAGGCUGCUGUUCUUACAAUAAUGAAUAAAUCUUAAAGUCUUUAUCACACCCACAUUUUUGUUAUGGUCAGAGCAUCAGGACAAGUGUCUAGACCCUUGGGACUGUAAGUUCCCAGGGCUUAGGUAGGUCUAGAAUGUUCUGUGCCUCCAAGGACUGUCUGGCAAUGACUUGUAAUUGGCCACCAACUGCAGAUGUAUAUAUGGUGCCCUUUUGAUGCUAAGACUCCAGACCUUCAUUUUUUUUGCUUCGCUUUUUCUGAUUUUAUACCAACUGUGUGGACUAAGAUGCAUUAAAAUAAACAUCAGAGUAACUCACUGA